This is a messenger RNA of Condylura cristata (star-nosed mole), 2662 nucleotides long. RefSeq names its product cyclin-dependent kinase 18 (gene CDK18). Gene Ontology annotation, biological process: protein phosphorylation. NCBI's taxonomy places the organism in Eukaryota, Metazoa, Chordata, Mammalia, Eulipotyphla, Talpidae. Gene Ontology annotation, molecular function: ATP binding; protein kinase activity. Bases 1 to 1425 code for a protein of 474 amino acids. Gene Ontology annotation, cellular component: cytoplasm; nucleus. The transcript is spliced from 15 exons. The record is from RefSeq and is a predicted model, not a curated record.
AUGACCAUGAAUAAGAUGAAGAACAACUUCAAGCGCCGCUUCUCCCUGUCCGUGCCACGCACGGAGACCAUCGAGGAGUCACUGACGGAGUUCUCAGAGCAGUUCAGCCAGCUCCACAGCCUGCACAAUGAGGCCCUGCAGCUCGGUCCUCUGGGCAGAGACCCCCAACCACAGUGCGGCACCCCCUCCCCCACGGACGGCGGGGAGGACCCCAGGCCACCGUCCCCCGGCCCGCAGUACCGGCGGCAGAACCAGCGCCGCUUCUCCAUGGAGGACAUCAGCAAGAGGCUGUCCCUGCCCAUGGACAUUCGCCUGCCCCAGGAGUUCCUGCAGAAGUUACAGCUGGAGAGUCCAGAUGUGCCCAGGCCUCUCAGCCGCAUGUCCCGCCGUGCCUCUCUGUCCGACAUUGGCUUUGGGAAACUGGAAACCUACGUGAAACUGGACAAACUGGGGGAGGGCACCUAUGCCACGGUCUUCAAGGGGCGCAGCAAACUGACAGAGAACUUGGUGGCCCUGAAGGAGAUCCGGCUGGAGCACGAGGAAGGGGCCCCCUGUACUGCCAUUCGCGAGGUGUCCCUGCUGAAGAACCUGAAGCAUGCCAACAUCGUGACCCUGCACGACCUCAUCCACACGGAGCGGUCCCUCACCCUGGUCUUCGAGUACCUGGACAGUGACCUGAAGCAGUAUCUGGACCACUGUGGAAACCUCAUGAGCAUGCACAACGUGAAGAUUUUCAUGUUCCAGCUGCUCCGAGGUCUUGCCUACUGCCAUCGUCGUAAAAUCCUGCACCGGGAUCUGAAACCCCAGAACCUGCUCAUCAAUGAGAGGGGGGAGCUGAAGUUGGCUGACUUUGGAUUGGCCCGUGCCAAGUCAGUGCCCACGAAGACCUACUCCAAUGAGGUGGUGACCCUGUGGUACAGGCCCCCUGACGUGCUGCUGGGGUCCACAGAGUACUCCACCCCUAUCGACAUGUGGGGCGUGGGCUGCAUCCACUACGAGAUGGCCACUGGGAGGCCCCUCUUCCCCGGCUCCACGGUCAAGGAGGAGCUGCACCUUAUCUUCCGACUCCUCGGGACCCCCACGGAAGAGACUUGGCCCGGGGUGACAGCCCUGUCGGAGUUCCGAGCCUACAACUUCCCCCGGUAUCUCCCGCAGCCGCUCAUCAGCCAAGCUCCCAGGUUGGACCCUGAUGGCAUCAACCUCCUGAGCAGCCUCCUCCUGUACGAAUCCAAGAGCCGUGUGUCAGCAGAGGCGGCCCUGAGCCAUCCGUACUUCCGGUCCCUGGGAGAGCGUGUGCACCAGCUUGAAGACACUGCCUCCGUCUUCUCCCUGAAGGAGAUUCAACUUCAGAAGGAUCCAGGCUACCGGGGCCUGGCCUUUCAGCAACCAGGACGAGGGAAGAACCGGAGACAGAGCAUCUUCUGAGCCAGGCCCACCCAGCUGUGAGCCCAGGGACACACUUGUGGGUAGAAUGGGACCUGUGUGUCCUCAGAGGACUGAGGAGCGGGGCUAACGGCUGCCCAGAAGACCUCUUGCAGCCCUGCUGGUCACGGCUGUUUCCUCUGCCUGCUUCCUGCUUGCCUCCCCUGUGGCCUGGCCCUGGAUACCUACCCCUCGCCAACUGGCCCAGGGGUUGGGAGGAGCUGCUCCUCCAGGGGAAGGUGCGGGGCAGGAGGGGCCUUGGACCCUCGCCCACCCUGCAGAGUUCGGGCGCCCUGGUGGGCUCCGCACGGACAGGAGAACCUGGUGCCAGGCAGAGUGCUAUGCCAGGACAGGUGCCGCCGGGCCUCCCUGGGGCCUGCUCACCCGCUUGGCAGAGCCCUUCGGGCCCCUUAGAGCCCACACGUCCCAGACCUUCUUCCCCUCAGAGCAGGAACCUGGUACAUCUGGGACCCUGAAAUCCUGGGUGCCAAUGUGUAUGCCAGGGUCCACCCCCACCUCAGAGGUGCCUGUCGCUGGAGCAACAGAGAGGAGGAGCUCAGCCCCCUUAUCAAGCGCAGCCGGUCUGGCUCCCUCCUCACCAGGUGCCCUGUAUCAGCCGGAUGCCUGCUGGGCCCGGAGAGGCUGGCACACCUGCCUUCGGCCCCUCCCCAGCCUAGAUAGGAUUGCCUUAAGUCAGCAGGUGGAAGAGCGGCCCUGCCCUCUGAGAGCUCCUACCUGCCCCUCCCGCUGCUCUUGUUCAUCCCGCUGAGCACCAAUAAGCUGCCCCUGGGCAGCACCCAGACGGUUGGGGCACUCAGAUGCAGUGCCAGGCUGGCUUGCGCUCCUUGGAGACGGCCCCCGGGGUUCUGGUCCUUGCUCCACCCCAUUCCUGCUCCGGCCCCCCCCCACCCCAGAGCGGGGUCAGGGGAGAGGGUGUCAAGGCCAGAAGGUGGGACAGGACGGCAGCUUCUAUCCUGAGAGCCCACCCCGGGCGCAGGCUAGAUGCAGGGCCGCAGGUACCCUCGCCCAGCACCCCACUCAGCACCUCUGUUGUGUUCCCAAAGUGCCACUGCGGCUGCACCUUGAAUGACAAAGGCCAAGGCGGGGCCAGACCUGCCCAGCCCAGUCCCCUCAGCCCCGAGGGUCCCAGCCUCCCGCCAACCUCCUCACCUCCCCCACUGUACUGUGAAAGUCCUGUGACUCAGCACAAAGACAGAUAAUAUAUUUAAUUCAUGUUGUA